Molecule: messenger RNA, 1022 nt
Organism: Ixodes scapularis (black-legged tick)
Lineage: Eukaryota; Metazoa; Arthropoda; Arachnida; Ixodida; Ixodidae
Exons: 4
Coding region: 141-407 (88 amino acids)
Source: RefSeq, a predicted model, not a curated record
CUUUGACGCACGCCAAGCGCAGGACGAAGACGCACCGAGCGACGGGCCUGCCAUCUCUCGACGAGCGGCUCAAGUGCGGAAUUACCGUCGACCACUUCGCACCCCCUUUCGCCCAGCAUCGCACAAUCGCCCCUGCCAGUAUGCUGCACUGCCGAGCCUGGGCCGUGGCCCUCAUCGCCCUGCUGGUGCUGAGCGUCGCGUCGGCCGCAAAAGGUACCCCGCAGUUCGUGCCCAACGGACGUUACGGACGCCGGAGCGUCACGCCGCCCCUCGCAGGCGUCUCCAGAGACAUCACAGUCAACUUCUUCGGCGACUCGACCAUUUCGUGCACCCACACGGGCUUUGCGGAUAUCUACAGGUGUACCAGGAAAACUUCUGACGAUUAUAAGGACAGCUCGUUCGAAUGAAGCUAGCCGCAACGGCGUCACGAGGAAGGUCCCGCUCCAAAGCCAGCCAAUCAACGUGGAGCACACCCUGCCCAAUGAAAGACCGUCAGGGAGCGCGCCCGAGCAAAGAAUAUGUCAUAUGCGUCACGCUAACCACGUCCCAAUCCAGUAUUACCAAGGGUACUAAGCAUAUCGCUCAAGCGUAUUAAGCUUGUAAGCAAUUUAACGAUCAUUCCGUCGAUUGCGAGUGUACCACGUUCGUAUACACGUCAUGCGUAACGUCUCUUCGUGUUGCACCUCGCGAAAACGUCGCCACCCGUGGCCUAAGGAGGCAAAGAUGGUUGCCAGCACUUUGCCAUCUGUUGUUCACUCGACUGCUGUCAGCUAAUUGGAACGCGUUCGGUGUUCUGCCCACAUCCCCAAUACGUCCUCGUUUAUUUAUUGUAUACUGUGUUGGCAAUGGAUUAUUUUAAGGCUUGCCUCGCUUUCGGUCUCAACUCGGACAGUGUCGAUAAGCGUCCCGCGCGGUGCACUAAAUGUAUGGCUUAUGUAGUUUUAAAUUGUCAGGAAUUUGGUUCCUAUCCGUCAGUGUGCUCCUUCGCGUUGAAAUCUGGAACACAAUAAAGAAAGAUGAAA